CGGUAGCACAUGGAGUUUUCUGGUCAUCUUCCCUUCGAGACCCUUGAUCACGCUUAUUUAGCGACGUGUUGCACCGGUAACACGCUCAAUACCUGAGUAUAUAUACCAUGUCUUUUGCACAUUGGAUGCCAUCUUCUCCUCCACAAGACACCGUGCAGGAGAAGGAUUUGGAAAAUAUGCAUAAAUCAUCUCUACGCUUGUCAUUCUUGCCACCCAUAUUCAUCUCGGAGUCUCACUUCAAGGACAUCAAUGAGCUGCACCGCCUCGAAGAUGAUCUUGUCGAGGCUGGAGGUCUAUUGUCUUACAAUCUUCACGAGGCAAAGAUUGUUCUGACCAGAGUCCUCAACAAGAAACGCAUCACAAUGGAUCUACGGUCCAAAGACUGCUACACGGACGAAGUCCUCGUUGUCAAAGAUGUCUGUGCAGCGGAUACUGUUACAGACCCCGCAGCCGGGCACAAAGCAAAGAAAGGGAAGCUUGCAGAGGGAUAUGAGGAUGGAAAGAAAGAGACUGAAGAAUCCAUCCUCCACGAAGUCAGCACCGACUCGGAAACCGAAGACGAGCAUAAGCCAAGAAUCAAGUCUGCCAAACGCAAGCGUGUUGGUUCUCCGGUCGAGCAAGAUCCGAACAAAGCAUACUUUUCCAACCCGUACAUCAAGGUCUUGAAGUGGGAAUGGUUUACUGAUUCUCAGAAACAAGACCGUGUUCUGCCUAUCGAGCCAUACUUGCUCUACCAAGGACGGAUUAUUGACAAGCCUGAGGAUCCAAAGACACCAGGCAAAGGGUCCAGCUUUACUGCCAGGACCAAAACACCACAAUCAAUCCUGGAGAGGGCUAGAGCGGAUGCUGAGAACGACACUUCUUCACCGGUACAACAGCGUAGCAAUCGCAAACUCGGCCAGAUAGGCGGCGGCAGAGUUUCUGCGCCAUUCCAAACUACGCCACACUCCAAGAGAGCCGCUCUUUUACAUCAGACGACCUCGGAGCAUGAUCUAGGCCAAUCGUCCGACCUUCCUGAGAUGCCCCCUUGGGUCCAGAACGACGUCAAGUAUGCGUGCCAGCGCUUAACACCCGCUGAUCCACCCAACGCAGCCUUCAUCGCUCAGCUUGAUAAGAUCAAGUUAGCGCGAUUGCUCACCGGUGAUGAGAUUGGCGUAAGAGCAUACAGCACCAGCAUCGCAGCUCUAGCCGCCUAUCCUCACAAACUCAGUACUGGUCGUGAGAUCCUACUCCUACCCGGCUGUGACGCCAAAAUCGCAAACCUCUAUGUCGAAUUUGCAAACUACGGCAAGAUCCAAGAAGCCGAAGACGCCGAAAACAACGAAGAGCUCAAGGUGCAAAAACUCUUCUACAACAUCUGGGGCGUAGGCGCCACAACAGCAAGAGACUUUUACAAAGAAAAAGGUUGGAGAGACCUCGACGAUGUGGUAGAAUAUGGCUGGCAAACCCUCACCCGCGUCCAACAAAUCGGAGUGAAAUACUACGACGAAUUCCUUCUCCCCAUCCCUCGCUCUGAAGUCGAAGAUAUCGCCGCUACAAUCCACAAACAUGCUGUCAAGCUCCGUGACGCCGGGAUUCAGAGUCUAGUCGUCGGCGGCUAUAGACGAGGUAAAGAACACUGCGGCGAUGUCGAUAUCAUUCUCUCUCACCCUGACGAGAGCAAGACUUUAAACAUCAUCACCGAUAUAGUAGCGAGUCUGGAACAAGAAUCUUGGAUAACGCAUACCCUCCUCAUCAGCACAAAAACCAGCGAUCGCGGACAACAAACCCUAGCCUUGAAUUCCUCAUCCACCCACGGCCACGGUUUCGACAGCCUAGAUAAAGCCCUAGUGGUCUGGCAAAAUCCCCACUAUACCCCCUCUACUUCUAAUCCCUCCGACUCGAAAACCAAAAACACAAAUCCCCACCGUAGAGUUGAUAUCAUCAUUUCGCCGUGGAAGACCGUGGGAUGUGCUGUCAUGGGAUGGUCUGGAGGCACGACAUUUCAACGCGAUUUACGUCGUUACGUCCGCCAAACUUAUGAUUACAAAUUCGAUUCUUCGGGGGUGAGGGAUAGGAAGACGGGGGAUGUUGUUGAUGUUGACGGUGAGGCUGGGACUAUGGAGCAGGCGGAGAGGAAUGUUUUUGGGGCGUUGGGGUUGGAGUUUAGGGAGCCUUGGGAGAGGUGUACUGGUUGAAAUUUGUGCGAGGGGACUUGGGAGAUCUGAUACGUCAGGAUCAUGGAGGAGUCUGGGUUGGA
Molecule: messenger RNA, 2239 nt
Organism: Aureobasidium pullulans EXF-150
Lineage: Eukaryota; Fungi; Ascomycota; Dothideomycetes; Dothideales; Saccotheciaceae
Product: Nucleotidyltransferase
Exons: 1
Coding region: 108-2177 (689 amino acids)
Biological process (GO): double-strand break repair via nonhomologous end joining
Cellular component (GO): nucleus
Molecular function (GO): DNA-directed DNA polymerase activity; DNA binding
Source: RefSeq, a predicted model, not a curated record